Callithrix jacchus (white-tufted-ear marmoset) is the source of this 2974-nucleotide messenger RNA. It is a transcript of the gene PERCC1, whose product is annotated as proline and glutamate rich with coiled coil 1. The record is from RefSeq and is a predicted model, not a curated record. NCBI's taxonomy places the organism in Eukaryota, Metazoa, Chordata, Mammalia, Primates, Cebidae.
CCCUCCCCGCAGCCCUCCUCCCUCCCCACAGCCCUCCUCCCUCCCUGCAAAAGUCCUCCCUCCCUGCAGCCCUUCUCCUCCCUCCCUCUGCCCCCCUGCCCUAGGCUCCAGACAAGAUGGGCUCAGGCUACCUUGCCCCGGGACACCUUGAGGAGGGGCUGGGCGGCCCUGGUCUAAGUGGUGGGCCCUGCCCGGCAGCUGGCCCAGAGGGGAGCUGCACCCAUCCCACAGUCACCGCCCAGACACCCUCCUGCCAGGCCCCUCACCCCAGUGCUUCCCUUGCGUGGUCCCAGCCAGGUGCAGCAACCCCUGCAGCCCACCCCUUUAGGGACCUCCCACCUCAGCUGCCUCCAUCAUCAGAGUUAGGGCCACUGGGGUGCUGCCUCCUGUUCCCAUGGGACUGUGAUGGCCCCGAAGAACCCCACAGCGGCUGCACGAGCUCUGGGCUCAGUAUGGCCGAUGUCCCCGCUUUGAUUAAGUACUAUGGAGACCCUGGGUCCGAUGCCACAGCAGCCCCAGCCGGGGACUCAGCUCCAGCUCAGCAGCCCCAGUCCCCCUGCCCUGGCCUGCGAGGGUCCCUGGCCACCUGCCUGGCUUCUCCAGGCCCCAUCCCCAGGGCCUCCCUUCUUCCACCCAAUGUGCUCCCCUCCCCAGUGACCACAAUUCUAGUGACGCCAUCCCCGUGCCCCACUCGACUCCCCAUGCCCCCGACUGCCACAGGACCCCAUGGUUCCUGCCAGUGGCCAUCCUGAGUCCAGCAGGCCUCAGCCCCGGCCAACCACGCCCUCGUGCCCCAGGCACGCGGCCACAGUGCCCACCCUGUCUCUCCACACCUCACUCCUGUGGUGAGCCAUGCCCUCGACAAGCACAACUGGGGGGCUGGGACCUCCAGGGAGCCGAGGAGCUGAGGAAGCUCUCCAGGGGAGGCCAUAGCUCUGUGGGCUCCGAGUGCAGUGGCCAUGGGUGGCCGGGGCACGGCCAGGCCUGACAGGGAACCUGCCCCUCGGUCUCCCUCCCCAGCCAGCGCCUGCUGCCCCGGAGGUCCUCUGAAGUGCAGGACAGUGCGGAGAUGGCCGCUGGCGUGAUCCGGCCCCUGUGCGACUUCCAGCUGCCCCUGUCGCGCCACCACCCCUUGCCCCCCUCAGAUCCGGAGCCCCCCGAGACUUCGGAGGAGGAUGAGGAUGAGGAGGAGGAGCUGGAGGGUGAGGGGCUGGGGGGCCGCAGCCCGAUCCUCCCGAGCUCAGGCCGGGCAGAGGCCCCCCCAGAGGCAGCCCCUCGGGGUCCCGGCAGCCCCGAGACACCGCUGCAGCUGCUGCGUUUCUCACAGCUCAUCAGCGACGACAUCCAGCGGUACUUUGGCCGCAAGGACAAGGGGCUGGACCCAGAUGCCUGUGACAUCUACGCCGACGGCCGGCCGGCCGGUGUCACUGCCCGGGAGCUCUACUACGCAGACCUGGUGUGCCUGGCCCGCGGCGGGGCCCUGGAGGACGAGGACACCCCGGAGCCCAGGGUCCCUCAGGGGCAGGUGCACAGGCCAGGCCUCAGCGGGGACAGGGCGCAGCCCCUGGGACCCCUGGCCGAGCUCUUCGACUACGGGUUGCGGCGGUACUGGGGGCCCAGGGCGGCAGCCAGCUGGAGCCUGAGGCUGGAGCGGAAGUACGGCCAUAUCACCCCCAUGGCACAGAGGAAGCUGCCCGCGUCCUUCUGGAAGGAGCCGACCCCCAGCCCCCUGGGCCUGCUGCACCCUGGCACACCGGACUUCAGCGACCUGCUGGCCAGCUGGUCAGCCGAGGGCUGUCCUGAGCUGCCUGGUGGGGGAACCCCAGCCCUGGAAGGGGCACAGGCGGCUGAGGCCUAGUGAGGGGUCGGGGUCGGAGUCAGCUGGCUGCAGCGGGGCCGCCCUCUAAGGCAAAAGACUCUCCUCCCGUCCUCCUGGGAAGAGCCUCUUCCAUCCCUCUUGGCCACCACAGGGCAAACCCAGACGCCACCAGGGCUGGGCUGCGGUGGGAGCAGCAAGGGUGGUCCCAGACCUGGCCAUGCCCUGGCCUUCAGCCCCAGCAGAGCCCCUGGAGGGGCAUAGGGACCCCUAGAGCCAUGCCCACAGAAGGAGACUUGGAUUCAGGGGGUUCCACCCACCAGCGGCCCCCAGGGGAGGCUGAGGGGCCAGCCCCAGAGAUCCCGGGAUCUCACCCCUCCCACCGCAGGCCCUGGGGAGGCUGUCCCCCGCAGGCAUCAGGGAACCUCAGCUCUAACGAGAACAAGGCCAGCACUUUUACUUCUGCAUUAAGUGCGAGGGUGAGAGCUGCUGCCCCUGCUCCCGGCUGUGGGGCUUCUCUGGGACCCUCCUGGCCUCUGACGGGACCGGAGCUUUGUGAGAGACACCUUCCACUGCAGCCACCUGUCCAGAGAUGUGGCACGUGGCCCCUGCACCCCACCGCACUCCCCGUGGGCGCCCCCAACCCCGAACCCUGACCCAAAGGUGCAGGAGGCCGCUCAGGAAUCCCUGCUGCCCACCUCAUGGCCUGGUACACGCCCCAGCAGUUCACAGGUGCCACCUCGCCGGGUGCUACGUCCUUGAUGAAGACCCGCUGCCUUGCCAGGGACGGGAACGCCUUGCGGCUGCCCAGUGGCACCUGAGGGCCCUCCUCACUCCACAGCCGAAGCAUGGUCUCCCGCAGGGCAGCCAUCUCCUGCGUGCGCUGCGGGACGGGGAUGCCAGCGUCACCCAGGAGCCGGACCCCCGGGCAGGGGAUGGCAAACGGGGGGCUUAUCUCCCAGGAGCCCAGAAGCCAUUGUCUUCAAGGAAACACUGCCCGGUGCCAGACGCUCAGACAGACAGAUGUGGGUGUCUGCCGUGGGGCAGGCAGCAGGGCUGAGGGAGCGGGUGGGUGCCGGGUGGCGGCAGCCCAGGGCCUCCUCACCAGCCGGGCCUCGCUGUUGAACUUGAGGUUCUGGAUGGUCUUGUUGGCCUGGA